Molecule: messenger RNA, 696 nt
Organism: Sporothrix schenckii 1099-18
Lineage: Eukaryota; Fungi; Ascomycota; Sordariomycetes; Ophiostomatales; Ophiostomataceae
Exons: 1
Coding region: 1-696 (231 amino acids)
Source: RefSeq, a predicted model, not a curated record
AUGGCCAACGACCUGAUGUGGGAUCACCACUUCUGCCUCACCUGCGACAAGCAGACUGACGGCCCGGCCUACUGCUCAGAAUCGUGCCGCCUGGCCGACUACGAGGGUGCCACCUCCUUCGCACCGCCCUCGGGCCCGGGCUCACCAUCCUGGGUGCCGUCGGGCUCCUCCACCUACAAAUGGGCAAUGGGUGCGCCCACGCCUCGCAGCCGGCAACUGUUUAGCUUGUCGCCCGCCUACGACUUUGGCAACGCCCAGCCGUACUACGGUGCGGCCUCCUCCUCGACGUACAGCUACAACUACACCCGCCAGCCCGCACCCCCGACCACGGCCGUCUCCUCCCCGCGGCACGUCUCGUCCCUGCCACCCACCACCACGGCCGCCACCGCGACGACCGCCACGACGUACCACCACGUGCUCUCGCCCUCGAGCUCGCACAGCAGCCUCAGCUCCAUGCGCAGCGGCAUGAGCUCGGCCGGCGGCCCCAACGCUCUGGUUCUGGGCGCCGGGGGCGCGUUUGCCAACAACGGCACGGGCACGAUGAGCAGCACCAGCAGCCAGACCAGCUACGGCUCGUCCACCGCCAGCAACAGCAGCGACCUGUCGGAGAGGGUCCGGAGCGAGCUCCGAAAGUACGCCAGCUCCUUGGAGCAGGGGAAACUACAGCGCCAGCUGCAGCGCCGGCGGUCUUGCUAG